This is a messenger RNA of Mus caroli (Ryukyu mouse), 7467 nucleotides long. RefSeq names its product solute carrier family 36 member 1 (gene Slc36a1). Lineage: Eukaryota; Metazoa; Chordata; Mammalia; Rodentia; Muridae. Gene Ontology annotation, cellular component: vacuolar membrane. The record is from RefSeq and is a predicted model, not a curated record. Gene Ontology annotation, biological process: L-alanine transport; glycine transport; proton transmembrane transport. Gene Ontology annotation, molecular function: L-proline transmembrane transporter activity; L-alanine transmembrane transporter activity; amino acid:proton symporter activity.
UCCUAGUCAUAGUGGUUUUGUGGUGGGUGGGAAGAUGUUGGGGGAUUCUCCAUCAUCUGCCUUCAGUAACAUUACAGUUCACGUAUAAAGUUCUAUUUAGAUGCAUCCCAUGUGUUGGAAGAGACUAGAAAUAACUUGAUGUUCACAUAAGUAAUUACAUCCUUUGAUUGGAACAUCAGAGCUACAGAGGCCCCCGUGCACAUUCCCCCCCCCCCCCGCAUUUAACAUUUUCAAACUAAGAUUAUAGGAGAGAAAACUGGUCAGGAUUACCAAGCAAACUGGUGAUAGAGGCCAGCUUCACACUCAGGCCCCUUGGCAUGCACAUUGACGUCUAAGCUGUUGUUUCAAUGGCAGAGGUUUUCAGCUCUCUACAUUGGGAUGCUUGACAGGUUUUCUUUUCCUGGUCCACUUGUGAGUUUCUUCUCCCCUGGUGUGCUCGAAUCUCUGCAUCGUGUGAGUUAGUGGAACCCUGAGACUCUUCACUAGAGGCUGUGGGGUAGGAAGGCUCCUCCCUGGGGUUGCUGGUACUGUGUGCAUUGAAUGUGCUUUGUCUACACCAAAAGGCAUUUGGGCUCAGGCCCCAAGGCAGUGGUAUUGAGAAAUGGUGGGGUCUUUAAGAGUCCCAUGGGACUUCAGUUUCAUGGAGGAAUUAAUAUCGUUGCCCAGUGAGUGUGUUAGUAACUGUGGGAACAGACAGUUAGGAAGUGAGUGUGUCUCCUCCCUUUGCUCUCUUCUCACCUUGUGACCUCUCCUCCUCCACCUUGUGACCUCUCUUCCUCACUUGCCCACUGUUUUCCUGCUGUGCCUAAAGCAGUGUGAGACCCUUGAGGGAAGCCUAGCAGAUACUUGAACCCUCAGAGCUGUGAGCACGUUUCUUGAUAAAUUCCUUAGUUCCCGACAGUUUGUUACAGCAACAGAGAGUGGACUAAGACAGGCUCUGAACUGACUUUGCGUUUCCCUUGGGGGGCUUUCCUGACUCACACCUUAGUAGGAGAGUUUGUGACUUAGCCUGGAUUGCUCUUGUGUUAGAGGCAGUGCUAGUUUUAGCAUCCACAGAGGGGAGCCCUAGGCAGGGAGGCAUCCUCUGGUGCCUGAUGUUGAGAUAGCAAUUGGAAAGCUGGCCUCUCCCCAUGAGGUUGCAUCUGAGAGUCAGGCUGGUUUCUGCAUGCUGGGGAGAGCCCGAGAAGGACGGGCUUUAUUGAACAUUUUUAUUGCUAAUGUACUUUCCCAUCCUUAUUUGACUACAGAUUCUUGAAGGAUAGGAAGGUGACUUUUUUCCAUUUAGUUCCUACAACGCCUGGCACUGCCAUCAGUAGACAUUUCCGCACGAACAGGCUGUCAGGAGGGAGAGAUACUUGCCUUGCUCCUUACUAUUUAGCAGGACAGGUCCUCCAUCUUUUUGGGGGAGAUCCUUCAUCUAUGCAGUGAGGGGCUUGAGGAGACCUGUGAUGCUCCUCAGCAAUAGGCUAGGACUCUGGGGGCUUCCACAACUUUCACCUGAGAGAAGCCCCACCCUCUUCUCUUCCCCAAUGCCAUGAGGAGAGGACACACCCUCACUGUCCCUCAGCAGUACACAUCAGGGAGGGUUGGUUCUUUUACCAUCUUUUAAACAUGAGCAAAUCUAUAAACAUUUAAGAGAAAGCAUAGGGCUGAGAAGGUGUGACACCGUCUGUCCUCUCCGUCAGGAAGGUCAUAGCCAACCCUCCUGUACUAAGAGGGGCUAAUCAGGGUGGAAGUGUUUAUUUAGUCAACAUUUAUGUGACAUGAGAGCCUUCAGAGGAGAAUAUGGAAGGACCCAGGGGGAACAGUCCAUCUGGGAGCUCACAUUUCCAUUUCUAUAACUCUAGUUUGCUGAAGCAUGGGCAGCUGUAUGGGAAGGCUGGUCACAGAGUGCGUGGUAAUGGAAGUCAACUGCGCUACACCCCGCCAGUCCAGCCACUCAGAUCCUUUCUGCCUGUGUGGAACUGUCCUGUCUUCCAGGUCAGGACUAAGAAGGCAGAAGGGACCGAAUGGCCAUUUUGGGUUUUUGUGGCAGAUUAGGGAAGAAAUCUGGUUUCUGAGACUCACUUCAUGGACAAAGGUUGGGAGGGAGGCACGGGACAGGAGAGAGUCAACAGUCUUUGCUGUUGGGUCAGUAUCUGCAGUCUUCAGCUCUCCUUUAGUACUGAGUGCUUGUCAUGUCAAUGCUGUACUUUGUACUCUCUACUGUGCUUUGGAUAUCGUUUUCUGAGCCCCAAUACAGCAUCCAGGAGAGGAGCUACUGAGGCAAAUCUGGGGUAUCUCAUGGUCUCUCCUGCUCCCAUCCCUCUUCCUCUGAGCUGCGGUCUGCCACCAUUUUCCAGCAGUCAGGCUGCUGCCAAGAAAAGAGCGCAGGGGAGAAGCGACCAUGUCCACACAGAGGCUUCGGAACGAAGACUAUCAUGACUACAGUUCCACAGACGUGAGCCCCGAGGAGAGCCCAUCUGAAGGCCUUGGGAGCUUCUCCCCCGGCUCCUACCAACGCUUAGGAGAGAACAGUAGCAUGACAUGGUUCCAGACUCUGAUCCACCUGCUGAAAGGCAACAUUGGCACCGGACUGCUGGGGCUGCCUCUGGCAGUGAAGAACGCAGGCCUCCUGUUGGGUCCUCUCAGCCUGCUGGUGAUUGGUAUCGUGGCUGUGCACUGCAUGGGUAUCCUGGUGAAGUGUGCUCAUCACUUAUGUCGUAGACUGAACAAACCCUUUUUGGACUAUGGGGACACUGUGAUGUACGGACUAGAAUGCAGCCCCAGCACCUGGGUCCGGAGCCACUCCCACUGGGGAAGGCGCAUCGUGGACUUCUUCCUCAUCGUCACUCAGCUGGGAUUCUGCUGUGUCUACUUCGUGUUUCUGGCGGACAACUUUAAGCAGGUGAUAGAGGCAGCCAACGGGACCACCACCAACUGCAACAACAAUGUGACCGUGAUCCCGACGCCCACCAUGGACUCUCGACUCUACAUGCUCUCCUUCCUGCCCUUCCUGGUGCUGCUGUCUUUCAUCAGGAACCUGCGUAUCUUGUCCAUCUUCUCUCUGCUGGCCAACAUCAGCAUGUUCGUCAGCCUGAUCAUGAUAUACCAGUUUAUUGUCCAGAGGAUCCCAGACCCCAGCCACCUCCCCUUGGUGGCUCCAUGGAAGACCUACCCCCUGUUCUUUGGCACGGCGAUUUUUGCUUUUGAAGGCAUUGGAGUGGUUCUACCCCUUGAGAACAAAAUGAAGGACGCACAGAAAUUUCCAUUGAUCUUGUAUUUGGGGAUGGCUAUCGUCACUGUACUCUACAUCAGCCUGGGGAGCCUGGGGUACCUGCAAUUUGGAGCUAAUAUCAAGGGCAGCAUCACCCUCAACCUGCCCAACUGCUGGUUGUACCAGUCGGUGAAGCUGCUGUACUCCAUAGGCAUCUUCUUCACCUAUGCCCUCCAGUUCUAUGUCGCGGCUGAGAUCAUCAUCCCGGCCAUUGUGUCCCGAGUGCCUGAGCAUUUCGAGCUGAUGGUGGACCUUUGUGUGCGCACUGCCAUGGUCUGUGUGACAUGUGUGUUGGCCAUCCUCAUCCCACGCCUGGACCUGGUCAUCUCCCUGGUGGGCUCUGUGAGCAGCAGCGCCCUGGCCCUCAUCAUCCCGCCCCUGCUGGAGGUGGCCACCUACUAUGGAGAGGGCAUUAGCCCCCUGACCAUCACCAAGGAUGCCCUCAUCAGCAUCCUGGGCAUCGUGGGCUUCGUGGUGGGGACCUACGAGUCUCUGUGUGAGCUGAUCCAGCCAAGCCAUAGCGACUCCUCUACCAAUUCCACCAGUGCCUUCAUAUAAGGAUCUGGGUGUGCUCCCUCCACCUGCCCAGCCUCACCCUGUGUGUCUCCCAGUAGUGUCCCCACAUCCUCAGGUAUAGUCCAGCCUCUGGAAAAAGGCAGGGUUGCUGCCUGGGCAUUCUUCUAUCUGGCAUUGGACCCUUGGGUAACCUGGGCUAGAUGAGACUGAGACUGGGGGAGGGCGGGGAGCAGCCCCUCCACUUGUGAUGGUGCCGUCGCUGCUCUCCUUCAUCACGCCUCCUCUCUCGGCACUGCUCCCCGCCCCACCCGCGUCUGACCUGCCACACCUAAAUUAUUCCCAUUGCACAGCUCACUUUAUUUAAAAGGUAGUCUCCGGCUCCUGACGUUUUCUCCUUUCCUGGGCCAGGCCUAGAUUAAAUAAGUGGGGACUCUCAUGUUUUACAAAGCCAGGCCUCUUUCUCAUCAGGCUCCCAAAUGCUGUACCUCACUGUUCCACGCAGCUGCGUCCUGAGAGGGUUCUGGAUUCCCCCACCCCCAAUAGUUUACAGCCAGCCCUGAAUGCUGAAGGUUUCCAUCUGCUGUCUGACUUGGGGAACCCACAGGCCACGUCACCUCUUUUCUCGUUUCCUCUGUGUAGGUCACAGUACUGCCCCUUGAUUUCUUUAGCUCUUAAAGACAAUGAGACACUGCUCAGACUGGAGGCAUUUACAGUGUAUUUACGCUUAGGGUUCAGGCUCUUGACUUCAGACCUGGCAUCACAGCCGAUUCUUCCUCCUUCAGCAACUUGUAUUUGGCUUCUCCUUCCACUAAGACACCUGCUCCAGGGGACUGUGGGUUUGCCCUCCACCCUGCCCUCUUGGCCAUUUUGUUGUUUGUUUGUCUGUUUUGUUUUGUUUCCAGACAGGGUCUCAUGUCACCAGAGUUGGCUUUGAACUUGCUUGCUGUGUAGUCAAGGAUGACGAUGGGCUCUCGGUCCUCCUGCCGUUGCCUCAAGUACUGAGGUUGCUAGCAUGAGCUGCCACACCCAGCUGGCUCAGAGACCUCAAGCAGAUCAUGUGAGCAUGCACCGCCUCUGGAAGCCCCAUGCAUGUGUGGACUUCCAUUCAUGAGACUGACUCCAUAUGGGCACUCGGAAGUACUUGUGUAUACAAGGCUAAGGACGGGCCGCAGUUCCUCUUCAUAGACACUACGCACAAGGGUCAUUGUUUACAGUUCCUGGGGAGAGAGCAGAAUCCCUGCCUUGCCCCAAGCUGCCUCUGUAUCCUGGGCUUCCAAGGAACCACUAAACACUAACUGUGGCCCAUACCUGCUCCUAUUAUGCCUCUCACAGAGUCACCUGGCUUCUAGGUCAGUCAUCUUAGGGUGUGCCUUUAGAGGCCACUGAGAGAGUCCAUGACUUGCCACUGCUCCCCUGUUGAUGUCAGGAUUCCCAAAGGACAGCUGUUAGCUCUCCAUCUCUGGGUUGUGUGUGUGUGUGUGUGUGUGUGUGUGAACACGUGUGCAUGCACACAUAUGCACACUACAGAGCGGUUUGUGUCUCCUCUCUGGUUACCAGGCUCUUAACUACAGAUAGGAUUUGCCUUGAAACUCGAGUUAGAGAAAGAAGCAAGAAUUUGUUUCUCAGAGUGUUGCUUUUGUGUUUGACAGAAGCUAGUGGUCCAACCUUGCAGCCAAGUCCCUUCUCGAUGUUCUGUCCAGAGCCUGCUGCGUGACUUCCAGGUCACGGGAUGGGAAGGAUGGUUUCUGGCUACAGCAGCCGCUGUCCUUAGCAGCGUUGCUAGGAGGAGGCAUUGCUGUCUUGGCCCUGAGGAGAGCAAUGCUUUUUUCCCUUUCUGGCAUCAGCAUCCCCACAGGUGCUUAUGUGGCCUGGUUCCAGCUGGGACUCACAGACGCCUUGCUUUCUGAAGUCUCAGGCUGGAAAGUAACCAAAGUAGGUUUAGAUGCUGGCCAGCAACCCAACUGUGGGCCAGGCUCUCUCUUAGAAGCCACCUGAGCUUGGCUUCCUGGGUGGGAGGAAAGUGUAUUCUGAACUUUUAGAGGCGCUCCUACCAGGUCUAGACCCAUUGUGCCUCUCACAGAGUCACCUGGCUUCUAGUCUAGUCCAAGGCUAGCUACUCUUCAGGGCCCCUGGCCUGACAUGGUGUGGUGUGCCUUCUGUAGCAUUUGGCUGAGGGCAGCUUCCUUGGUACCUUGGUAUGACCCACAUCUUUUGACCUCUUCCUAUACUCCUGAGGUACUGUCAGUUUGGUGACUCUUUGAGCAAGAUCGGGGCCUUUCUAGAUGGACACCAGGAAGCUGCUAAGCACAUAGCACCAGGUGCCACACACAGCCCAGGUGCCCACAGGAGCCCUGAGUCAGAGCCCUCCUGACCCCUCCCACUGUCAGUUUGGAGCCAGAUGGCCCCUGGUGGGAAAACAGAUAAAUGGGAGCUUGGGCAGAACAAUAUAGAUAGACAAGGCUUGUGGGGACUAAGCCUGAAUCCAGAUGCCCCAGAGGCAGACAUGCCCCAUCCUUGCCAGCCCAGUCCUUGUCUGUACCCAAAGUCAGAGGCCAGUAAUCCCAAACUUGAAUGUGAGCACUUGCUGGGAAGCAUGUGAUCUAGCCUGAGCAACCCACUGUGCCCUUAGCUGUGGCAUCACUUGUGCUGCUGUCUGGGUCGGGAGAGGUAGAGGUUAGCUUAGGCCCACCCGUCUCACCUCUCUAGCCACACCUAUGGGCAGGUGCUCCUGUCUGCUCUCUUCCCCUGGAAGUCUUGUGCUAAGUGUGAUCAGUGGUCUGAAGCUAGAUCCCAGAGCCUGUCCUUAGGCUGUCUCAUCCUCAGAUUUCUCCCUCCCUUCAGUGUCUGCUCUUUGGACGCUAUUGUUUCACCUGAUCCUUCCAGGAAGUGCAGAGCUCAGAUCAUGUUUACAGCACUCACUACCCCCUUCUCACGCCCGCUCGCCCGCCAGCCUGCCCGCCAAGGGCUCUGGACAAGGGUUUCUUUCCCUGCUGGCCAGCCUCAGCCACCACUCCCACUGGCACACUGAGGCUUUCUGGGGCCUGAUAUGGGAACCAGACAGAGUGGUCGGACGUGGCAAUCAGGAGGGUGGCGCCAAGCUGGCUUGAGAAUAUAAUUUUCCAAAGUACAUUACAAAUCAGAUACCAUUAGGGGAAAGCAGGCCACGUGGCUCUUCUUUGAAACUGUGGUCAAUACUUGAAGGCACUUUAGUCCUGCUGGCCGCGCCAGCUUCCGUCUGGCCGGUGUCUUCUUUUUCUGUGUGUCCAAGCCAUUCACUGCUCAGAGACAUUAAACCAUGCUCAUAGGCAGUUAUCAAAAAAAGCAGCAGAAAAUGAGGCUGGAAGGAGCCUGGUGUUUGCCCUGUUCUUUGGUUCUUUGGUUCGAUGUUGAAGAAGCUGGAAUUUUUUUUUUAUGAAUAAUAAAAUCCCACAUCUGUAUCGUAAAGUUGUCAGUAUAUGUUCAAAUCAAGGAUCGAGAGAACUGCCCUACAGAGAGUCUUAACAGCCAGACAGUACCGUGUGCUGGCGCCUACCUAGAUGUGCAUUGCGUACACGCGUGGGGCAUGUCAGAGCUUCAGAUGUGCAUUGUGAACAUGCAUGGGUCAUGUCAGAGCUUCUAGGUCUCAUUUGGGUUGCACAUAUGGAUCUUGUGUUAAAUUUCCACUUCAAUAAAUGAAUUUUAUUUUUUAUUUUUGA